AUGUCAUCUCAUACUAAGAUAAUACUGGACUUUCUAUCACUGGAGGGUCUUAAAGACUCUCCAAGCACAGUGUCGACGCUAGUCGCCGUGGCAGUCGUUCUUUUCACAAUCAUUAUCUAUCAGAUUACAUUUGCUACUGACAUUCCUCACAUAAAGGGCCUCCCUGAAAUUCCCGGCGCUGUUCCAAUAUUUGGCCAUCUUCUAAAGCUUGGUGAAGAUCAUGCUACAGUAUGUGAGAAAUGGUGGCGACAAUACAACCACUCCGUCUACCAGAUCUCCUUGGGGAAUACUCGAGCUGUGGUAGUGAAUUCCUUUGAAGACUGCAAGAAAAUGCUUCUUGGAAACCAGAACGCAGUUAUUGACAGGCCCAAACUUUACACUUUUCAUGGUCUCAUCAGCAGUACUCAAGGCUUCACCAUAGGCUCAUCGCCUUGGGACGAGUCUUGCAAGAAGAAGCGCAAAGCUGCUGGAACAGCACUCGGACGGCCAGCUCUGAGAAACUAUUACCCUAUGUUCGACUUAGAGAGUUAUUGUAUUCUUCGAGACAUAAAAAAGGAUAGCCGAAAUGGCGAGAUUGAACUUGACGUUCGUCCGUACAUCCAGCGUUAUGCGCUGAAUACGACGCUCACUCUCUGUUAUGGAAUUCGCAUGGAUGCAGUCUACGACGAGUUAUUACGCGAAAUUCUUCAUGUUGGGUCCGCUAUUUCACUUCUACGCAGCGCAUCGGAGAACUAUCAGGAUUACGUUCCAAUUCUACGAUACGUGCCGAAUAACGAGAAGAAUUCCCGGAGCAAAGAGCUACGUGAUAGACGAGACGCCUAUCUGAAUCUUCUUCUCGACAAGGUCCGAGUAAUGAUCAAGGAAGGCAAGGACAAACCUUGCAUUUCAGCUGCAAUUCUCAAAGACGAAGAGACGAAGCUUACCGGUGUUGAAGUUUCUUCUAUAUGCCUUUCAUUAGUAUCAGGGGGAUUUGAAACAAUACCAGGAACGUUGACUUCCGCCAUUGGAUCGCUUUCAACACCAGAGGGUCAGAUUUGGCAGGACCGAGCUUAUGAAGACAUUAAGCGCCACUAUCCCGAUAUGCGCGAUGCUUGGGCCAAUUGCUUCGUCGAAGAAAAGAUUCCUUACAUCAACGCGAUUAUUAAAGAAGCGGGCCGGUUUUAUACCGUUAGUGCCAUGAGUUUGCCAAGGAAGACGGUAACUGCAGUCAACUGGAAUGGUGCCAUCAUCCCGCCUAAGACAAUGAUUCUGAUCAAUGCGCAAGCCGGCAAUCAUGACGUCGACCACUUUGGAGAGAAUGCAAGCAAUUUCAACCCUGAGCGUUGGCUAAAGAGCCUAGACCCUCCGCAAGAGCGUGAGAUAAGUGGGUUGCCACAUCUCAGCUUCGGAACGGGUUCUCGCGCAUGUUCGGGUCAAUACAUCGCUUCGCGCCUCCUAUAUGCGGCCUUGGUGCGUCUCUUGUCUAGCUACAAAAUUGUGGCAAGCGACGAAGCGCCCCCAAACACUAACUACGUCGAUUAUAACGAGAUCAAGACUGCGCUAGUAGCGAUCCCACGGUUCUUCAAAGUGAAGCUGAUUCCUCGUGACACAGCUAUGACUGCCGAAUGUUUAGAGCUCGCAGAGCAACGGACUAAGGAUCAUUAUAAAGAGGGUCUUGUGGUUAAUGGCGCCAAAGUCUAUGUAGUCGCCCUACCGACAGAACCUAUAGAUGACCGGGUUAUCGAGCUCCGUGUGCUUGGAAAAAGCUCUGGCGGAACCGCCGUGGGUGUCGCUUGUGACGUCUCAUCUAAGAAGGGGAUAUCUGAUCUUACAGCGAGAAUCUUACAGCAAGAGCAAUCCAUCGAUCUUCUAGUAUCCAACGCCGGUAUUAGGAGAGACCCCGCCAUCCUGUGUGAUGUUCAAUCAGCAUCUCUAGAUGAGCUGCAUGCCUCUAUGUGGUCUUCUAAAGAUUCUGACUGGAGAGACACCUUCAGUGUGAAUAGCACUGCUCACUACUUUCUGUCUGUCGCGUUUCUACCUUUGCUAGUAGCAGCGGCGCAAAAGGAUAGGACUUCCGGCCGCGGCUCGAUUGUGAUAACUAGCUCUUGUGCGAGCAUGCACAAUGUGACUAAUGUCGAUUUAACGAGCUAUGCGACAAGCAAAGCUGCUACUGAUCACCUAGUCAGGCUACUCGCAGCGAAGUUCAGUCGAUUCUAUGUCCGGGUGAAUGGUAUCAACCCAGGUUUUGUUCCUAGUAAGAUGAACCCUGUUGGUGAAGAGGGGAACGUUUUCAGCAAUUUAUUUGAUAAGGUUCCGGCACGGAGGGCUGGGGGAGAAGAAGAUAUCGCGAGCGUUGUCAUCUACCUAGCGAGUCGCGCGGGGGCAUAUGUUGAUGGUAUCUCUGUUUGUGUCGAUGGAGGUCGCAUUUUACUAGCGAAUGGACAAUAA
Molecule: messenger RNA, 2427 nt
Organism: Annulohypoxylon maeteangense
Lineage: Eukaryota; Fungi; Ascomycota; Sordariomycetes; Xylariales; Hypoxylaceae
Product: cytochrome P450
Exons: 9
Coding region: 1-2427 (808 amino acids)
Molecular function (GO): oxidoreductase activity, acting on paired donors, with incorporation or reduction of molecular oxygen; monooxygenase activity; iron ion binding
Source: RefSeq, a predicted model, not a curated record